CAGGCGCUGGAGGAGCGGCUGCGGGCCGCGCUGGAGCCCGUGCUGAGCGACGUGGGCGCCGAGGAGCCGGUCGCCGCGGCCGUGCUCGAAGCGCUGCUGGCUGCCGCGGUGCUUGACGCGGCCGGCGCCACUGGCGAGGCGCCGCGCGCGGCGAAGGCCCCAGUGGCCGCGCCCGUGCCGCCGGCACCGCCGCCGAAGGAGCGCCUGAGGUGGCAGCGCCGAGGCGACGCGGAGGCCGAGCGCGCGGCCAGCUACCUGCGCGAGCGCAACGAGCGGCUGGCGACCGAGGAUCGCGAGGAGGAGCGCC
Molecule: messenger RNA, 307 nt
Organism: Prorocentrum cordatum
Lineage: Eukaryota; Dinophyceae; Prorocentrales; Prorocentraceae
Source: the annotation of a GenBank genome assembly